GGAGCUUGAGACGCGAAGGAAGAAAGAUGUGCGGUAGUAACGUGGAAGAAGAUAAAAUAAGAAGAAGCAGAAAGAGAAGAGAAGACUGCAGAACAUUCUGCGAGGAACCGAUUUUCCGGUCGCGCUGUUCUAUAUGUGGAAUAACAGAUGUGUUCGUCUACUGUGCUGCGGACGACAAGUUCUUCUGCCGUGGAUGCGAUAUAAGGAAACACUCCUCCUCUAACUAUUGGUCUUGGAGGCAUGUCCGCCGCACGGUUUGUACGGUUUGCCAGUGUUUCAAUAGGACUUUAAUUGUCGAAGGCUUACGCUACACUUUACCACAGUUACCCAUCCCAAUUGAAAUACCCCAUGCCGAAGUUGAAAUUAAUGAGGCGAGUCUUCUUCUUGAUUCGGAUGAUGAUUAAUACUCUGCCCUAGUUAAAACUUUGUUCUUUAUUAUAACGUUGGAAUAAAAAUAGCUUUAGGGUUUUGUCCAUGAGGGUUAUUAAAUACGACGUUGUUAAUUCUAUUUAUCAAUUGACUCUAC
This is a messenger RNA of Eruca vesicaria subsp. sativa (arugula), 526 nucleotides long. NCBI's taxonomy places the organism in Eukaryota, Viridiplantae, Streptophyta, Magnoliopsida, Brassicales, Brassicaceae. The record is from the annotation of a GenBank genome assembly.